Messenger RNA from Fraxinus pennsylvanica, 1128 nucleotides. The record is from the annotation of a GenBank genome assembly. Lineage: Eukaryota; Viridiplantae; Streptophyta; Magnoliopsida; Lamiales; Oleaceae.
AUGGCUUCGCCUCCCUCCUCUCCCCCUCCGCUAUCCUCCUCUCCACAAGCCCUCCUCCCCCUCCCACCACCACCUACCGGUACUCACUCCGAAGACUCCCCCAGACCCUCUUCUUCCGCUUCGCCCAAACGCGAACCCUUAUCCUUAGCGGGACCGGAAUCCGUAUUAGCACUACCAUCGCCCCCUAAGAAAACCCCACCCCUCCCCUGGAACCACCAGGAAACAGUUAACCUAAUCCAAGCUUACCAAGAAAAAUGGUACUCUCUCAAGAAGGGCCAGCUAAAGGCAUCCCAAUGGGAGGAGGUGGCAGUCACGGUUGCAGCCCGAUGCGGGCAUGACGAGCCAUCAAAGACGUCAACGCAAUGCCGCCACAAGAUUGAGAAGCUCCGAAAACGGUACCGGGCUGAGCGGCUCAAGCCUUAUCCGAAUUCGUGGCAGUAUUUUGAGCUAAUGGAUCAAAUGGAACGCGGUCCACUGCCCCUGAAUGCCCGCCCUGUGGCUGUAGUUAAGUUCCCGAAUACUACGAAUAACAAUAGUAGUGAUGGUAAUAAUCACAUUAAUAAUUAUAGUAGCGUAUAUUCUGGUGCGGCGGAUUGUGAUUAUAAUAAUUCUGAUGACAGUGAUGAGGAGUGGAAUGUUAGUUAUGGCGUGGAGGCGAAGAAGAACAAGUUGAAGAGUAUUAACAAUUUAGUGCGUGGGGAGGUGGGUGUGAAGAGUGGGAUUAGAAAUAGUAGCAAAUUGGGGAUGGAUAGGGGUUUUAAUGAGGGCAGUGAUCGGGUUUUGAGGGCCUUGAGAAAUCCCAUGAAUGGGAAGCGAACAAGGUAUAAUUACGAGGACACUGAGGAUGAUGAUGACAAUGAAGAGGAGAAAAUGAUGCAAGUAAAGGAGGAACGAGAGGAGAUGGGGAAUGGCAUAGGAGAUGGAGGGCUGGAAUUGGCCGGGGAAAUAAGGGGUUUCGCGGAGAAAUUUAUGAAAAUGGAGAAUAAGAAGAUUGAGAUGAUGAGGGAAACGCAGAGGUACCGUAUGGAGAUGGAAAAGAAGAGGAUGGAUAUGAUUCUUGAGGCACAAAUGAAGAUUAUUGAUACCAUUGGAAGAGCAUUUGGAGCUCAUAAGAAAUAUGAAGGUUAA